Molecule: messenger RNA, 740 nt
Organism: Ceraceosorus bombacis
Lineage: Eukaryota; Fungi; Basidiomycota; Exobasidiomycetes; Ceraceosorales; Ceraceosoraceae
Source: the annotation of a GenBank genome assembly
AUGUCGUUCGACGUUGCAAGCUGUAAGUUCUUGCUAAGCGAUACCGUGUCGCAGUCGUAAGGAGCUUGUUCAAACCUGCUAACCUUUUCCUAAACUGUUGAUCUUCCGGCACUGCAAACAGUGAUUCCUCCGGGCGAUGGUCUCCUUCCCAAAUGGCUACUGCUAGUAGCGUCCAUGGCCUUCAUCAACGGUGUGCAGAACUUUCUCAAUCCGAGCUUUGCUCGUCAAGUGUACAACACUUCAGGCGCGCAGGGCACGGCUUUACAAGCUCGUUGUUUCGCCAUUUGGAAUCUGGGCAGCGCCACUGUUCGAACGUACGCAGCUUACCAUAUCCACAACCGAGAGUGAGUCGUCUUGUCUCAGCCUCAUCAAGGCAGGCGAUAGUCACAAUGCUCGAUCUGAUGCUAGCUACUGGCCAUCCAUUCUUCGUGCGUCUGGCUCAUGCGUCACCUGGGCCCCCCGUUCCACAGAGUCUAUCACCUCUGCGCCCUCACCUUCGUCAUCGCUAUCCUGCACUUUUCUAGCGAAGCCAUCGUGUACAAGACGACCAAGAUGAGCAAGUUGCCCGGAAUCGUUGUGCCGCUAAUCGUCGCCUGUAAGUCCCAUGCCUGAGCUCAUCCUGCCUCCUCGUUGCUGACGCGCAACACGGCUUCACUCUGCUUUGGCCUCUGCAUUCUUCUACCCCGCCAGCUUCUUCGUUGACAGCCAUGAUACUCCAGUACGGCCAUUAUGUCGCGUGA